Patella vulgata (common limpet) is the source of this 7436-nucleotide messenger RNA. RefSeq names its product E3 ubiquitin-protein ligase Siah1. Gene Ontology annotation, molecular function: ubiquitin protein ligase activity; zinc ion binding; ubiquitin conjugating enzyme binding. The record is from RefSeq and is a predicted model, not a curated record. The transcript has 8 exons. Gene Ontology annotation, biological process: proteasome-mediated ubiquitin-dependent protein catabolic process; multicellular organism development. Lineage: Eukaryota; Metazoa; Mollusca; Gastropoda; Patellidae. Gene Ontology annotation, cellular component: cytoplasm. The coding region runs from base 189 to 1022 and encodes 277 amino acids.
CACAAGUAUUUGUCUCAUCAGGAAAACAAAAUACAGAAGUACGGUAACCUAGAUCACUAUUGGCAGAGAUAUGUAUGUCUUCUAUAAAUAUCCACAAAGAAGUCAUCAAUUAUGCUAAUAAGUUCUGCAUGAUUAAUGAUGUCACUGAUCAUUGACUUAGAUUAAUUCAGUGGAAGUGAGACGUAAAAAUGAGUAGACAAGUUCCAAUGGGGGGUAAAGCCAGGGGCCUACCCCCUAAUGUAUCGCUGGCCAACACCAGUAAUCCAGAUCUUGCUAGUUUAUUUGAAUGUCCAGUUUGUUUUGAUUAUGCACUACCUCCUAUAAUGCAGUGUCAGAGUGGUCAUAUUGUUUGCCAGUCUUGUCGUCAAAAAUUACGUAUGUGUCCAACAUGUAGAGGAGAAUUAGGUAAUAUUAGAAAUCUAGCAAUGGAAAAGGUGGCCUCAACUGUGAUGUUUCCAUGUAAAUACUCUAAUAAUGGUUGUCAAAAUACAUUACUACACACAGAAAAAACAGAACACGAAGAAACUUGUGAAUUCAGACCAUAUUGUUGUCCAUGUCCUGGUGCCUCUUGUAAAUGGCAAGGUUCUUUAGAACAAGUGAUGCCACAUUUACUACAGUCUCAUAAAUCUAUUACAACAUUACAAGGAGAGGAUAUAGUAUUUUUAGCAACAGAUAUUAAUCUGCCAGGUGCAGUAGACUGGGUUAUGAUGCAGUCCUGUUUUGGUCACAAUUUUAUGCUAGUCUUAGAAAAACAAGAAAAAAUAGAUGGACUACAACUUUUUUAUGCUAUUGUUCAGUUGAUUGGAACGAGAAAGCAAGCAGAAAAUUUUGCUUAUAGGUUAGAAUUAAAUGGUCAUAGACGUCGACUGACAUGGGAGGCCACCCCAAGGAGCAUUCAUGAUGGAAUUCAGUCUGCAAUUUUAAGUAGUGAUUGUCUUGUUUUUGACACAAAUAUUGCCCAACUAUUUGCGGAUCAUGGAAACUUAGGCAUAAAUGUGACAAUAUCAGUUUGUGAAAGAUGAAUGUAUAAUUCAAAUUGAAAAAAACUAUCUCAAUUGUAAAUUAUUGAAUUGUAUUUAAUUAUUGAUCCUUGAUAUAUUAAGUCUGGUAAAAUCGUUAUCACCUCAUCCAUUCAUACGGAGCUCUUUACAUUAUCAAGAUUAUGUUCAUUGGCUUUUUAGAUUAUUUAAUUGAUUGUAUAAUAAAAUGGAAUUUAUUUAAUAUAAUGUGAAGAAAUUUCUGUAUAAAAUCACAUUUUGAUUUGAAGGAUUCCUACGAAUUGCUUUUGUUAUUUUGUAGGCCUGCUUAUUUUGAAUUUACAUUUAAAUAUGGUAAUUCAGUUUGAAAUAUUAUAAACAGAAUGCUUUAUUUUUGCAUCAAGAAGUGGAUAAAUGGGAGUUACUAAUUUUCUAAAAGUAUCCUUGCCAAAAAAAAGAAUGUAAAUAAAAAAAAAGAGUGUUAUUUAUCGGAUUACCAUGAUAAUGAGAUGUCUGUUUUAAUGGCAAUUUUAGCUACCGGUAUUGUCAUUUGUUUAUAUUUUAUUCAUUCUCUAAUAUUAGAAUAAUUUUAAAAAUGCAUAACCUAAAGUACAAAUCAUUUCAACAUUAAUAUAGUAAGUUCAGUACCUGGCUGUGAUCAUUGUGAUGUCAUAAGAGUAACUGUCAGUAUUUAUAAACAAAAUCAUAUGCUAUAAUAGCUACUCUCCAUAAACAUGUGGCUGUGGGAAUACACAAUAAGAAAUUCGUUCAUGCAGCUAUCUGUUUACAAACUGUGACAGAGCCACUAUGGGUCAGGGAGUAAGACCUUUGCUCGCUAACCUAGAAGUCGUUUGUUCGGUCCUAGUGUUGGCUGAGCAAGUUCAUCGUGAAUAAACAAGGUCCCAUGUUUUGAUUGGCGUGCACAUAAAAGAACCCUCGACAGUUGGAAUUCAAAAUAAAAGUAGGCCACAGUGCCGCUGUCUGUGCCAAUUUCCCCUCAUAUUACGAUUUCCUAAUUAAUUUUGAAAUAUUUGUAUUUCUGAUUAUGCUUUUUGGAAACUAAUUUGAUAUUAGUCAAUGAAUGAAACAUUAAUAAAUCGACUAGAGAAAAUGUUUGAGACUGUCAUUUCAGUACUACUUAAGAUCUGUAAUCAUCUUGAGUAUUAUAUUGUAUUGUUAAGAAUUUAUUUAUACAUAAGUUGCUAUUAAAACCAAUUUUAUAAUACAUAGUACUUAGGCUGACCUUAAAAAUAUCUUUGUUUCACCAAACCCGACCCACAAUCGAGGAGAAGGGUCGGUAGGUCGGGUUUUUUUCAGAUUUUUUUUUUUAAGAGCUAAUUUGACAGCUUGAUAAUUUUCCGGGUGCAAACAUUCGUCUUCUUUUAUUGGCAAACAAAUCAGUGACAUCGGGAUUUUUCUUGAUGCACGACUCGCACACAAAUUGCGACAAACUCACGUUUGAAACUCCCUCAACACGUUUUUAACGAUCGUGCGGGUUGUGCCUUUAUUUUUCUCGAAAACGGAUAUUGAAAAUAUCGUCGUCAUGUUUAAAACGACGCCCCACAGACAUAGAGGCAGAAUCAUUUCGUGGGAAUGGACGUGCUUUCGUCUGCAACCAUUUUGUUGAGAAGCGACACCUAUGACGCUUUCGUCUUGAUCAACCAGUUUCAAUAAUGAAUCAAACCAUAGCCAUAGUAAAGGGAAAUAACUCUCGUGAUAUAUUUCAGGUUGACACACAAAAUAAAAUAAAAUAAAAAGAUCGCGGAAAAGUGCAAUAAAAUAAUUUAAGUCGGGGGUGGUUUUAGUUAGUCGGUCGCGUUAGGCGAAACAAAGAUAUUUUUAAGGUCAGCCUUACAUAGUAAUUUCCUGGACAACAUUCAGUAUACUAUAAAAUGUUUUCUAGAUGAAACUAAAUGUUUGAAGUACAUAUCUUACUAUGUCUUACCUCUCUAUAUCAGAAACCAAUAGAUGAUUAAUUCUGUAUUCAUUACUGGUUAUGAUUACAUUUCUACAUAUAAUGUAAUGAAGUCAUUAUAAAAAUAUUAGUAACUAAUGACCUUGACCAUUAUACUUAAAAGGUGAAAAUACAAGUUGCAUAUUCAAUAAUUUGGCUGUGUGCAAACAACAGGAUAAAAAAUACAAGUUUAAGCAAACAUAGACUUACCCAUUGUCUCAUACAAAUGUGGGAUCUAACUAUAGUUUAUGCAUAGAUGACAUAUUUUAACUUUAAAGUCUCUGUGCAUCAUUACGUUUUUCAGAAAGUAUCAAAUUUUCAUAAGCUUAAUGUACACAAUUUAACAUUUAUUUAAGAGAACAUUAUCUUAUGUUUUGGACUUGGUCGGAUUAAAAGAGGUCCAUUAAAAGAUUUUUAGCAAAGAUUAAAGGUGGCACUGGCCUUCGACCACAUGUCUUUGAUCUGCAGUGGAAGAUUAAUGUGUAGGAAAUUUUCAAUUCAUCACAUCUUUGCAAAUACUGAAGGGAAUUAAACUAUUUUUUGACUGAUAUUCCUUUUGGAGAUUAAACUUUCACAGUGUAGUUUGCAAGGUAUUCCUCAAUGACUCGAAUGACAUUCAGAGACUUUAAAGGUUGAAAAAAUAUCUAAAUCCUACAAUAGCAAUUUGGUUAAAAAAUCAAACUUUAUGCUUACAAGGUGUUACUUUAGAUUCUCAUAUUUACGAGCAGAAAUGGAUACAGCAUUAACAUUGGAAUGUUAUAACAUUUGAUAAUGCUAAUAUUGAAAUCUAGUCGAAUUUCUCUACCUGGACUUCAAAACAUUCUCAACCAUGAUUAUUCUAUGAAUAUCAUAAAUGGAAUAUUGAAAACUUUUGAAUUAAUUCAUUGUAAUUGUGUUUAAUUUGAAUUAAUAUCUGACAUGGUGUUACUUAUGUCAUUUGUAUAUAAAACUGUAAAUAUAUGUGUACUAUAGUAAUAAUUAAAAGAUAUAUAAUUUGUACAUUAUUAUAUUACUGGCAUUACAAAAAUUAUUUAUUAUUGCACUUAAGUUAACCUCCCUAUUCAGAGAAACCAUCAUUCCUUUCCACCUGAGUGAGGGCUUUUCUAUUUGCUAACUUUAAAUUAAAGUUGAUAAAUACAGCUCUUCAGGGCUUAAGCAAGAGACACACUAGCCGGAUCAUUCGGCUGAAUCACUCGCUGCCGAAUUGCAGCCAAAUGCAUUCGGCCUAUUGAGUGGACACACUUGGCAAAUUCUUUGCCUGAUUCACUAGUCAAUUGCAUCACCAUUGACUUGGCGAAUUCUUUACCCGAUUCAUUAGUCGAUUGCAUCCCCAUUCACAUAAUAAGUCACAUGAUUAAACAUGACAGCGACCAAGAAAAAGACAAAAAUAGCUGCAGCGGUGGGAAUUUUGAAUUUUAUGCCAUAUUCAUCGGUGUAGAAAGAGGUGGGAGAAUGGGUGGUGACUGAGCAAAAACCUGGAUUCUUGGAAUUUCAUGUUUCAGUGAUAGUCGCCAUUUUGAUUCGAGCGGAUCAUUUGGCAUCGGGACACACUAGGUGAAUAUCGUCGGCGACUGAUUCAGCUGAGUAAUUCUGCUAGUGUUUCCACUGCUUAAUGAACUCAAAGGUCAUUUCUGAAUAUAGUGAAUUAACUGUUGACCACAAAGUACUUUUAUCAAAAAACAUUUUGUUCAAAAUGAUAUUCAAAUGGAUCAGUUCUAACUAAUGUUAUGGCUCCAGUGCCAUCUUUAUAUAUUCAAGAUAAAUAUAGUUUUAAUAAUUCUAUCUUUUUCAUGCAAGCCAGCCUGUUCUUAAUAAAGGAGUUCUUAUACUGGAUUUGCUUAAUUUCAUAAUAACUGUCUUUACAGUAAAAUAGUACAUAUUUUUGACAUUUGAGAUAUAAUAUGUUAAAGAUCUGGCUUGUUGUGCCUUUUAUGAAUGUUCCAUGAUUGAGGAGCCUUUUGAUAUGGGAGUUAUUUUCCAUCUCCAUAAGUCAAUUGAGGUUGUAUACUGUUGUCAUCUAAUCCAUUACUCAGUUCGUCCGUAAAUUCUUCUAAUUGCAUGUUUUAUGGACCACAAUUUACAAACUAAUUUUGCUACGAUUGUUUGGUCAUAAAUCAGAAAUACUAUUGAAAUUUGAGGUCAUGAGAUAAUUGCAAAAUUACGAAAAGUCUGCUGUUGUGGAUGGAAAUUUUACAUUCUAUAUAUUCCUUUUUGAAUAGUCCUUUCAAUAGCUCUAUAAUAAAUAAGAACUAUUCUGAUGCACAACUGAUUUUUAUUGUGUAUUUAUUUGGUGUGCUAACUACUUCUAUCUUUUAUUUUAAGUGACCGACAUAACAAAUAUGCUUUUCUAUGUUACGAACAUAAUUUGGUGAGGCCCCUUCUUCCACACCCCUCAUCCACCCCCCACAGAUGUUUUUACCCUAUGUCAAGGGUUAACUGGUUAGCAUCCUCAUUAAUUUUCAUCACAGGUAACUUAAAAAAGUUUUCCAUCAGAGAUUGUCCUAUUUGAGGUCAUUGGACCUAAACCUAAUGCUAAUUAGAGCAUAGAGAUUCAGAAAAGAGAAAGUGUGGUAGAGGUUAUGAAAUAUGGUUAUAUUUUACAUAAAGAAAGGAUGACUGACAACUGUGACUAAUGAUAUAUCUUUGGCCAGUAACAUAUAUCAGAUGGCCAAGAAUAAAAACAAGUACACUAUAUAAAGUGGAAUAAUUCAAAAAGUAUUGUACAUAUAUCAUUAACAUUUGAUGUGACUUCUCAGUUCAGCAAAACAUAAUUUGACAUUUUUUCUUAAAACUUGUGCUAUGGUAACACUAUUUUAGGACUGGACCUGCAAGUUGGAAUGAAGUUGUCAAACAUUCAUAUUGUACCACAAUACUGUUUUAAUUAUUCCACUUUAAAUAAUGUACUCGUUUUUAUGCACCCUCGUAUAUUGUCCUCGUCAGCCCCGUCCGUCCACAAUUGCUUGUGGACGCUCUAGAGGCUAAAAUUAAUAUCUGAUUGACUUUAAAUUUAUACCCAGUGUUUACGGUCAUGAGACGAAGAAGACUAUUGAUUUUCAACGAUUUCCGAUAAUUACUACUAGAGUUAUGGUCCUUGAUCACUUUGAAAUAUCUUGUGGACGCUCAAGAGGCUAAAGUUAAUAUCCGAUCGACUUUAAAUUUAUACACAGUGUUUAAGGUCGUGAGACGACAAAGCCCAGUGAUUUUCAAUGAUUUCCGAUAAUUACUAACAGAGUUAUGGCCCUUGAUCACUUUGAAAAAUCUUGUGGAUGCUCCAGAGACCAAAGUUAUCAUCCGAUUGACUUUAGAUUGAUAAACAGAGUAUAAGGUCUUGAGACAAACAAGUAUAUUGAUUUUCAAUGAAUUUUGAUAAUUUGAACAGCUAAAUUCAUGAUAUUAAAUGUUACGUAUACUAAACGUUAGCAUGGGGCAGAACUAAAAGCCAAACAAAUUCUAAUGAUUUUCUGAUAAUUACUUAAUAAGUUGUUACUCUUAAUUAGAUUUUAGUGUAUUAUAAAUGUUUCAUUACCGACAAUAGAAAAAAUAUGCGACAACUCUUAUUGACUGCUCGGACGACUUAGCUGCUGUGGGCAUAUGUGUCGUGGCUGGCAACCUAUCUUUUUCUGGGCCACCCGAUACCCUAGUAGUUACGACACAAAACGUAUUUAUACAACAGUGGUGGGUGUAGCUAUAUUAAAGGAAACACUGUGAGGAGUAAGAGUAGGCCUAUACACUUUCUAUCAUGAAAUUCUCUGUCGUGUAAAGAGCCAAAUUUCUUUGGCUCAAUACAUUUCUUGAUGGUCCUUAAGUUCAAGCAAAUUUAAAACACAUUUAUAUGACACAACUCUAUCAAAUAGGAACUUUCCUUGCUUUUUCAGGUGCAAAGUUGUAUAUUUCACUUUCUUACCUGCAAAAAAUAUCACCAUUAUGAAAGGAAUUUGGACAAAAGAAAAAUGAAAAUAGGUGUGACCAAUACAUAUUAGAACAGUCAGGGUUUUGUUUGGAUUGGAAAUAAAUUACAGAAAUUAACUAUCAUAAUCUUGAGCCAUAAAUUUUAAAUGUGAAAAUCCCUGUAGGUAGUAAAGAAUCUUGCUCUUACAAUGUUACUGGAGUGCCCUUAUGGGAAUUCUGAUAAAAUAAUGUUAGGUAAUAAACCCUGUGUUUUGUAUUUAUCAUUCUUUGUGCUAACCGGUUCAAUUGUUUUCAAAUUUUAUUCGGAAAAUAUAGAUCAUUAUUUGUAAAACAGCAUUUUGGUUAAUUUUAUCCAUAAUUAUAUUGUAAGUUUAGAGUAGGCAAUCAUAUACAUGUAUUAUGUGGUUUAUUUUAUUUUUUUAUUAUUUGGGUAUGAAAGUUCAAAAUUGUUUGGCAGAGUGUUUUUUGAAUGUAGACAUUUGUUGUCUAAAGUAUGAAUAGACCUAUACAUAAACAUAUAUACAGUCCUGUAACACUGAUUGUUUCAUAUUUCCAGUGUAGAUAUUGAUUCUAAUAAAUAAUUUUUGUUAAACAUU